Ananas comosus (pineapple) is the source of this 1597-nucleotide messenger RNA. Its product is annotated as eukaryotic translation initiation factor 3 subunit M-like. The record is from RefSeq and is a predicted model, not a curated record. Gene Ontology annotation, biological process: cytoplasmic translational initiation. The transcript is spliced from 10 exons. Gene Ontology annotation, molecular function: translation initiation factor activity. The coding region runs from base 104 to 1342 and encodes 412 amino acids. Gene Ontology annotation, cellular component: cytoplasm; eukaryotic translation initiation factor 3 complex. NCBI's taxonomy places the organism in Eukaryota, Viridiplantae, Streptophyta, Magnoliopsida, Poales, Bromeliaceae.
GAUCUCUCUCUCUCUCUCUCUCUCUCUCUCUCUCUUUCCCGAACCCAAAAUCCCCCGCGGCGGCUCCUCCUCUCUCCUCUCCCUCUUUUCUCCUUGCUCAUUCAUGGCGACGAUCGUGGCGACGUCGGAGGAGGAUCCCGUGCUCGCGGUGGUUCGAUUCACCUCCGAGCUCGCUUGGGCCGACGCCGGUCCAGAGGUUGCGGAACCUCAAGUGACGAGGCUCUGUAUGGAAGCCCAAGACUGUAUGCUUACAGGGAGAUGGUUGGAUUUGGUUUCUCUCAUGCUUACCUCUGCCGACCUGGUCGUGUCGCGAGUUUCGGAGAAAGAUCUUGAAUGUAUCUUCACAGUAAUCUGCAACCUUGUUACGAGGCCUAGUUCACCUGAUGAAGCACUUGAAAUGGCAAAGCAGAUUUCUGCAAAGAUUAUCCAACAGCCAGAUGAUAAACCUGCUCUCCGCUUGAAGAUUCUGUUCAUCCUGUACAAUCUGCUAGAGGACCCAUACAGCAAGUUCUUUGUGUACAUGAAAGCGCUUAAAUUGGCCGCAGCUGGUCAAGUUACUGAAAGCAUAAUACCUUCUUUCAAAAAGAUUGAUAGCUUUUUGCAAGAAUGGAAUAUUGAAAAGAUGGAGCAAAGGGAACUAUUUCUUGCCAUCUCUGCAGUUCUGAAGGACAAUAGAAGCACGAGUAAAGAUUCUUUUGCCUUUUUGAACAAGUAUUUAGCAACAUUUUCUGGUAGUGGCGAAGAUGCAUAUACGAUGAAUGAUGCAAAAGAGGAAGCUGUACGAGCUAUUAUUGAGUUUGUCAAGUCUCCAGACGUCUUUCAGUGUGAUUUGUUAGAUUUGCCUGCUGUUGCACAGCUUGAGAAAGAUGGAAAACAUGCAUUGGUAUACCAACUACUGAAGAUAUUUCUCACCCAAAGGCUCGAUGCUUACUUAGAUUUCCAAGCUGCAAAUUCCACCUUACUGAAAAGUUAUGGCCUAGUUCAUGAGGAUUGUAUCACAAAAAUGCGAUUGAUGUCAUUGCUGGAUCUCAGUUCCAAAGGUUCUGGGGAGAUUCCUUAUUCUCUAAUAAAGGAUGCACUUCAGAUCACUGAUGAUGAGGUGGAACAUUGGGUUGUAAAAGCAAUAAUGUCCAAAAUUAUAGACUGCAAAAUGGAUCAGAUGAAUCAGAUCGUGAUUGUCAGUCGGCAUACGGAGCGUGCCUUUGGGCUAUCACAAUGGCAAAAUCUCCAUUCAAAACUGAGAGUUUGGAGGAGUAAUAUUGCCAAUGCAGUCAGCACAAUCCAGGCUAACAAGGUAUCUGAGGAUGGAAUGCAGGCAAUGCAAGGAUUAGUCAUUCGUUGAGUUUGUAUCAGAGAACGUAUCGUCGAUUUCUUCUUCAGUUCGCUAGUUAGCGGGGCCUUUCAGAGGGGAAUUCGUUGAGUUCUGUAAACUCUCUGUCACAAACACAACCGGCAUCUGUUUCCCCUUUUCUUUCGUUUUUGUUUAAAUCUAUGAAGUUUUGUAGAAACAUGUGCAAUGAUUCGACAAAGUAAUAUCCCUUCAGAGUUCUAAGUUUAUCGUAGAGCUUGAAAUCUGCUAGCCAGCAGAUGCUGCCUA